Grammomys surdaster is the source of this 1863-nucleotide messenger RNA. RefSeq names its product arginyl-tRNA synthetase 2, mitochondrial (gene Rars2). The record is from RefSeq and is a predicted model, not a curated record. The transcript is spliced from 20 exons. Gene Ontology annotation, cellular component: cytoplasm; mitochondrion. Lineage: Eukaryota; Metazoa; Chordata; Mammalia; Rodentia; Muridae. Gene Ontology annotation, molecular function: arginine-tRNA ligase activity; ATP binding. Gene Ontology annotation, biological process: mitochondrial translation; arginyl-tRNA aminoacylation. Bases 29 to 1765 code for a protein of 578 amino acids.
GGAGGCGGGGCGUGCGGGAAAGGGAGGCAUGGCGUGCGGCUUUCGUAGGUCGAUCGCCUGUCAGCUUUCCAGAGUAUUGGCUCUUCCACCAGAAAGCUUGAUCAAGUCAAUAUCUGCUGUUCCAGUUUCAAAAAAAGAAGAAGUGGCAGAUUUUCAGCUUUCUGUGGAUUCCUUACUAGAAGACAACAAUCACAAGUCACAGCUAGACACUCAAGAUCAAGCCAGGAGACUGGCAGAGAAGCUUAAGUGUGAUACGGUAGUGACAGCCAUCAGUGCUGGUCCAAGGACUCUAAAUUUCAAAAUAAACAGAGAAUUAUUAACAAAGGCAGUGUUGCAACAAGUAACCGAAGAUGGCUCUAAAUAUGGGUUAAAAAGUGAGCUUUUCUCAGAUCUCACCCAGAAGAGAAUUGUGGUUGAAUUCAGUUCACCUAAUAUUGCCAAAAAAUUUCAUGUUGGACACUUGCGCUCCACCAUCAUAGGAAAUUUUAUAGCAAAUCUAAAAGAAGCUUUAGGACAUCAAGUAACAAGAAUAAAUUACAUUGGAGAUUGGGGCAUGCAGUUUGGUUUGCUGGGAACUGGUUUCCAGCUGUUUGGCUAUGAAGAGAAACUCCAGGCCAAUCCUUUACAGCAUCUCUUUGAUGUAUAUGUACAAGUUAAUAAAGAAGCGAUGGAUGAUAAAAAUGUCACAAAAUCAGCACAUGAGUUCUUCCACCGACUAGAACUGGGUGACACGCAGGCACUGUCACUGUGGCAGAGAUUCCGGGACUUGAGCAUUGAAGAGUACACCCAGAUUUACAAGCGUCUUGGAAUAUACUUUGAUGAAUAUUCAGGAGAAUCAUUUUAUCGUGAAAAAUCUCAAGAUGUCUUAAAGAUGCUUGACAGCAAAGGACUUCUACAGAAAACAGCAAAGGGAAAUGUUGUAGUAGAUCUCUCCGGGACUGGCGACCUCUCUUCUGUCUGCACUGUGAUGCGAAGUGACGGGACUUCUCUCUAUGCAACCAGGGACCUUGCAGCUGCUAUACAUCGCAUGGACAAGUACAAUUUUGACACAAUGAUUUAUGUCGCAGACAAAGGGCAAAAAAGGCAUUUUCAGCAAGUGUUCCAAAUGCUGAAGAUCAUGGGCUAUGACUGGGCAGAAAGGUGCCAGUAUGUACCCUUUGGGGUAGUAAAGGGAAUGAAGACUCGAAGAGGAGAUGUCACUUUUCUGGAAGAUGUCUUAAAUGAGGUUCAGUCAAGGAUGCUACAGAACAUGGCGUCCAUUAAGACAACAAAAAAAGUGGAAAACCCUCAGGAGACUGCAGAGAGAGUGGGGCUUGCAGCUCUCAUCAUCCAGGACUUCAGAGGCUUGCUCUUAUCCGACUAUCAGUUCAGUUGGGAUCGUGUUUUCCAGAGUCGUGGAGACACUGGAGUCUUCCUGCAGUAUACCCAUGCCCGCCUCUGUAGUUUGGAAGAGACUUUUGGAUGUGGGUAUCUCAAUGACUUCAAUGUUGCUUGUUUGCAAGAGCCACAGUCGGUGUCAAUUCUCCAGCAUCUUCUCAGGUUUGAUGAGGUACUUUAUACAUCAUCUCAGGACCUACAGCCAAAGCACAUCGUUAGUUACCUCUUAACUCUAAGUCACCUUGCAGCUGUGGCACAUAAAACACUCCAAGUGAAAGACAGUCCUCAUGAUGUGGCUGCGGCCAGACUUCACCUUUUCAAAGCUGUCCGUUCUGUCUUAGCCAAUGGAAUGAAACUUCUUGGAAUUACACCUGUAUGUAGAAUGUAAUUUCAAGAUAAAGUAUGUUUUUCAUGAAAAUGAGUUCUAGUUGUUAUCAGAUGCCUUGCUGUUCAGAAUAUAAUUUAAAGUAUUAUUCUGUCCCAGAA